Molecule: messenger RNA, 1869 nt
Organism: Pseudozyma hubeiensis SY62
Lineage: Eukaryota; Fungi; Basidiomycota; Ustilaginomycetes; Ustilaginales; Ustilaginaceae
Exons: 1
Coding region: 1-1869 (622 amino acids)
Source: RefSeq, a predicted model, not a curated record
AUGGCUUUCCGACAGCGAGUCCUUCCGCUUCUCGGUGCCUCGGCCGUCGGUGUCGGUAUCGGCUACUAUGUCUUUGAUCCUCUGCUGCAGCAGUACCGCAAGGACACCAACGGCACCUACAUUGCCGGGCCUCCUGGUAGCAACUCGCUUCCCGACCUCAAGCCCCACGCUGGAGCCACUACCGAGCUUCACGAGCGUCCUCCUCUCGGCUCUUCUGCUGCUCGAGGCAUCUCUGGUCCUAUCGCGCGUCCAGGAGCCGACCUCAAGCACAACGAUCCCAACCAGCUUCCCGGCAGCGUACCUUACGGCACUGUCUCCAAAGAGAUUGACCAACUUCGUCGCAAUGUGAACGACAAGGUCGACUAUGCCGAGCACAGGCUCGAAGACGCCAAGCACGAUGUCGAGAACCGAUACCGCAACCUCAAGGGCGAGGUCAAGGAUACCUACCGCAACGUCAAGGGAAGUGCCGAGGACGCCGUCGACAGCGCUGCCCGCAAGGCCGAGCACGCCAAGCAAGACGUGAAAUCCGGCUGGUUCUCCGCCAAGGACACCGUUGACCAGAAGGCAAAGGAAGCCGAGGCCGAGGCAAAGAAGGGCUGGUUCACAGCCAAGAACAAGGCCGAAGAGGCCGGAGAGCAGGUCAAGUCCACUGCAUACUCGGCCAAGGACGCUGCCCAGCAGAAGGCGGAUGAAGCGGCUCACCAGGCCAAGAAGGGCUGGUUCGCCACCAAGGACAAAGCCGAGGAGGUUGGAGACUCGGCCAGGAACACCUUCUACUCUACUAAGUCUGCCGCCGAGCAAAAGGCGCACGAAGCUGAAGCCGAGGCCAAGCGUGGCUGGUUCACCGCCAAGGACAAGGCCGCCGAGGCCGGUGAGCAGGCCAAAUCGUCCUGGUACUCGGGCAAGUCGGCAGCGGAACAGAAGGCGAACGAGGCUGCUGACCACGUCAAGCAGGGAUGGUUCUCUGCAAAGGACAAGGCCGCUGAAGCAGAGCACCAGGCCAAGUCCAGCUGGUUCUCCACUAAAUCCGCCGCCGAGCAGAAAGCUGACGAGGCUGCUCAGCAGGCCAAGUCUGGAUGGUUCUCGACCAAGUCAGCUGCCGAGCAGAAAGCUGACGAGGCUGCCCACAACGCAAAGCAGGGCUGGUUCGCGACCAAGGACAAGGCUGCCGAGGCUAGCGAGCAGGCCAAGAGCUCGUGGUUCUCGGGCAAGUCGGCGGCCGAGCAGAAGGCCGAGGAUGCUGCCGACAGCGCAAAGAAGGGCUGGUUCUCGGCCAAGGACAAGGCCGAUGACAAGUACGAGCACGCCAAGGACGAGGCCCAGAAGGGCUGGUUCAACCUCAAGGGCAAGGCCGAGGAUGCGGCCGAUGAGGCACGCAGCUCGACCCAAAGCCACCGCGACCAGCUCGAGCACAACGCUCAGCAAAAGAUCCUCGCAGCCCAGUACAACGCCGAGGUUCGUGCCGGCGAAGCUCGUGGUCACCCUCUCCACGACAACCAGAUCAAGGGCGAAUACAAGGAUCUCAAGCAGACGGGCAAGGAGUGGAAGUCUGAACUCGACUCCAAGGCACACCAGGCCCGCAACCAGGCGGAGAGCGAGUACAAGCACCUCCGAGACCAGUCGCAGCAGGGCUACAAGAACCUCAAAGACGAAGCCAACUCGAGCUUCUACAGCCUCCGAGGCAAGGCUGACAGCGGAUACGAGUCGCUCCGAGCAAAGACUGCCGAGGGGCUUGACUACGCUGGUGAUAAGCUGCACGACGGUGCACGAAAGGUCGAGGGUGACCACAAGCCUCAGUCGACCGGUCUGUGGAACUGGAUCUUUGGUAACGGAAAGGCUACGGAGAAGGUAGCAUCGAACCUCGAGUAA